CUCUACUUCUUGCAUCCCAUCACUCACCCAACGCAUUCAACAAAUAACCUUCCUUCUUUCUUAUCAUUUGCAGCUCUAAAUCACAGCCAUGGGUGCUAUCACUUACGAUGUUGAGAUUUCUUCCUCAAUCCCAGCCGCCAAGAUGUUUAAGGCCGUUGUCCUCGACGCAGACACCCUUAUUCCUAAGAUCAUGCCCCAGGCUAUUAAAAAUGUCGAAAUCUUGGAAGGAGAUGGUGGUGUGGGAACCAUCAAGACCAUCCAUUUUGGUGAGGGCAGCCAGUAUAAGAGCGCUAAGCACCGUGUUGAUGCUAUUGACACGGAGAAUUUGACCCACAGCUAUACCAUUGUCGAAGGUGAUGCUCUGGCGGGCGAUCUUGAAUCCAUCACAUAUCAUGUGAAGAUUGUGGCGACAGAAGAUGGAGGAUGCAUCUGCAAGAACAGGAGCAUUUACCACACCAAGGGCGACGUUGAGAUUAAUGAAGAGAAAAUCAAGGAAGGAAAGGAGAAGGCAAUGCAGAUGUUCAAGGCCAUUGAAGCUUACCUUCAAGCCAAUGCCUAAGAGCUAAAUAUACAGCCUGAUGAGGCACUAGCUGUCUCCCUUAUUUUUAAGAUGCUAUGGCACUGUGUGAUUUUUGUUCUUUUGAGCUACGUUUUUCGGGUUUUCAAGCAUCAUCAAGUUAAAGUUGUAAUUUGUUACUUAAGCAUUUCGAUAAAAGAUAUUUUUUUUUUGAAUUGCUAAUUAAA
Messenger RNA from Sesamum indicum (sesame), 744 nucleotides. Lineage: Eukaryota; Viridiplantae; Streptophyta; Magnoliopsida; Lamiales; Pedaliaceae. The record is from RefSeq and is a predicted model, not a curated record.